Astyanax mexicanus (Mexican tetra) is the source of this 1557-nucleotide messenger RNA. RefSeq names its product immediate early response 2a (gene ier2a). Bases 144 to 728 code for a protein of 194 amino acids. NCBI's taxonomy places the organism in Eukaryota, Metazoa, Chordata, Actinopteri, Characiformes, Acestrorhamphidae. The record is from RefSeq and is a predicted model, not a curated record. The transcript has a single exon.
CCGUCGGCAGCGCGCUGGUGUUUGAUUCUUCUGGCUGUGUGAGAGCGGAGGACCGAGGAAGUCCUCAAAGUUAAAUAAAAGCGAGGAGGAAGAGCGUGUCUGUGUUUAUAAAGGCAGAUCUGAGGAGAAUUUGGCAGGACGCCAUGGACGUGAGCGCCGAAGCGAAGCGGGUGAUGGUGCAGGCUCUCAGUAAGUUGUACAGCUCCCGCUCUCAGCGCGGAGGACUGCGCCUCCACCGGAGCCUCCUGCUCACCCUGGUCAUGAAGUCCGCCAGGGACAUCUACCACUCGGCCAGAGCUGCCUGCGAGAGCCAGGAGCUUCAGGAGAGCCAGGAGCUUCAGGGGAAAGCAGCCGAGCCCCCUUCGGACCCACCACCUCCGCUGGAGAAGCCUCAGCAGCAGGAGGAACAGGAGGAGGCGUCCAUGGAGGAGGAGGUCUCCAGCCCGGAGGUCUCUCUCGAGGUCCCUCAGAGGUGCACACAGCCUGAACUGGACCAGGAGAACCGCAGCCCGGCCAGAGCUGACCGUCACUCCAGAAAACGGCGAGGGAAGACGGCCACAGAGCCCGACUUCCUGCCCUGUAAACGAGCCAAGAUGGACACUGGGGAGGUUCUGAGGAUCCUCCAGGACGCUUCUCUCAGGAGUAACGCUGCUGGGAACUGUGCCAGAGGGACGGACACGCUGCCCAGCGCAAACACACACAUGCCCAGGACUGUGGCCACAUGCUGAGCUGUCUGCUGGACUUUGACUGCUUGUUGUAGGUGAACUAUGUGUGUUCUAAUCUACUCCAGCCUUGGCUGGUGUGCUGCUGCUGAAGCUCAGAGCUCAGCCAUGCUUCGGUGUAUAGCCCUGGUGUGGCUGGGCUGCAGUAAACCCACAGCCCCCCACCCCCAUGACUGUGUGUGUACGUGUGUUUGGGGGGUCUCUCUCUCCGGAUCUCCUGUGGAAAUGAGAGAAGCAGCAGCAGGAGGGGGUGGGGGUUGAGGCUCAGGCUGGGCAGGAAGUGGCUCUGAGUCAGAAAGUUGUGACACGGUGAUUCAUGGAGGAGGAACAUCAUCAUCACCAGCAGCAGCAGCAGAAGAAAAAAAGGCUGUUGUGGAAACUCCAGCUAAACCACUCAGGACGUGGCCUGCUGACGAAGACGUGACUAAGGGUGCUAGAGCUCACACACACACACUCACUCAGAGUUUCUCUCUCUCUCACACACACACACACACACGGUGUUGGGUGUGCCCAAAACCACCAGAUUAGAUGACUUUCUUCCUGUAAGUGUAUCUACAGGAUACGUCAUGGGCUCUUUGUGUUGAUCACAGGGUGUGUUUGAGGGCAGCUCGCACACUCAUGAGCUGUGAGUGAAGGCAGAAAAAAAUGUGUGUUUAUGUGUUUGUGUAUGUGAGUGUGUGAAAGCUCCAUCAGGAACACUGUAACUGUAUUUAUUUAUCUGUCUGGACUUUUUUUUAAAUGUCUUUUUGACUUGUCUCAUGAAUAAGCUGCUAAGUAUGGUCAUUCUACAUGUCCGACUACCUCACUUUUGUAUAAUAAAUUUGUAUAAAAUGAA